Molecule: messenger RNA, 2016 nt
Organism: Dissoconium aciculare CBS 342.82
Lineage: Eukaryota; Fungi; Ascomycota; Dothideomycetes; Mycosphaerellales; Dissoconiaceae
Exons: 1
Coding region: 445-1995 (516 amino acids)
Source: RefSeq, a predicted model, not a curated record
GACCUUGCUCCCUCCAACGCGACAGAUCACGAGGACUCCUGAUCAACUGAUUCACACAUCUACGCGGAGCGGCGUCCGGCACCGAUCCAGGUUUUCCGACCUCUCCUCCGGGGCCUUUCCGCUCAAACUGCCGGCGCUGUUUCUGGGCAGGCCCUUCCCCGGAUUCGCCUCUGACGGGCUGUCUGUAUUCCAAGGUUCACUGCCACGCGCCAGUCACUUCCCUCGCAUAUGAUCGCUCACCUAGUAACUUGCGCCUACAACGCUGCCGUGACUGCAUAAAUACCUGCUUAGUUACGAAACUCAACGACCGAGCCUAGAUCCUGUUUGCUUCGACGACAUAAACAAGGCAUGGUCAGCCGAACUUGAAGAACAGCACAUUAUCUUGUCUCUGCAUUCGUGCCAAGCUUGUCCUAAUACUUGAAGCAUCGAGCCGCGCUCUAAGAAAUGGCAACUCAAGCGUCACAAACCUCGACUCCCACAUCAUCCGCGGCACUCUCGCAACAACGCAAAGACCGGGAGCGGAGGCGCAGGGUGAUAAGGGGAGCUGGCAAGUUCUACGCGGUGCGAGUUGGUGCGCAACCUGGUGUAUAUCAAAAUUGGAACGACUGUCUUGCGCAAAUUACUGGCUUUCCAAAGGCCAAAUUCAAGUCGUUUCCGACGCGCGAGGACGCCCAAGAUUUCGUUGAUGGGGGCAAUGGUGACGUGCACACUGUCAACAAAUGGGUUGCCGUCCGUGUUGGGCACGUGCCCGGGGUGUAUGCCACCGUACGCGAGGCGAUGGAACAGACAAAAGAUUAUCCGGAUGCUCGGUAUCGAUUCUUCACGUCACAAGUAGAAGCUCGGGAUUAUGUUGAUGCAGAACCAUCUCCUGCUUCGCAACGCACGAAACGUAUUCUGCCUCAAGUCCCCAAUCUACACAACGACCAAUCCCAACUCAGUGUUAAGAAGCAGCGAAGUGAUGCGAAUAUCGAAACAUCGGCAUACGCACGAUAUUCUGAAGAGCCGAUCCGGCAAACGCUCGACGGCACAAAAAGUGAUAUCGCCGCGUCAAAUCACUCCGUUGGGAACGAGGAUAUUGGGGACAUCCUGGAUACGGAAUUGGACGAGGCUAGCCCGCCUCCGCAAGCUAGCCGACCCGGUUCACAACGAUCAUCAACGAGGCAGGAUCCAGGCGAUCCAGUAGACAACUUGAACAUCGACGCGCUCAGAUCAGAAAAUGCAAGACUUCGAGCUGAAAUUCAGGAGUUGACUCGUCCGGCCGCGAGAGUAGGCCUUGACACGAAUCAGUAUCAUGCCGCUGAUACAUAUACUGUGCUUUUGGCAUUUCCAUAUUUCAAUCAUACGCCCACAGACCAGCGAUCUCUAUACCCUGAGGCGAGCGUGAGCGUUCUGGGAGUAUACGACAGUAACGCGGAUGCGACUCUCGCUGCAUGGCAGGCAUACCAUCAAAAUUGCCCGAAAGUCGCGGGAAUGAAAAUGAAGGACCUGGGAGUAACGCCGGAAUUCAUAGACAAGACGAAAACCACUAAAUCCACGUGUCAGCAACGUCGAACACCGCUGGGCGAGCUACGCUUGUAUUGGAGAGAUGCGCAUGGAUCAGUUGGACUCCUGAUGGUGCAGAAGAAUUCCGGUCACAGAAUCAAGCCCGACACACCGAGAUCCGAGUCGCGUCAAGAGCACAACCGGGCUGCGAUCGAAACACCACAGACUUGCUAUCUUGUUUGCGAGCAUUUUGCGUCAAACGACAAGCUACGACAGGACGGAGGAAUGCUCGCCGCCUUUAAGACCAAAGCUCGUGCGAACGAAGCAGCAGAACAAAUGUUUCACACACACUUCAUGAAAGAUUCAACGGACACAAUUUCGGAAACCAGUGUAGAAGUAAUUGGUGAGGGUGAUGGUGUCUGGAAGUACAUGCAACGAGGUAGGCGGAACUUUCUCAAACGCAAUGAACAUGGCGAGACAAAGGUAUGGGUGCAUAAGUUUGAACUACGUUGAACGCCUCAGACAUUGAAGAAU